This is a messenger RNA of Synchiropus splendidus (mandarinfish), 2351 nucleotides long. RefSeq names its product heat shock 70 kDa protein-like. The record is from RefSeq and is a predicted model, not a curated record. Gene Ontology annotation, cellular component: cytoplasm; blood microparticle; vesicle. Gene Ontology annotation, biological process: protein refolding; cellular response to unfolded protein. The transcript has 2 exons. NCBI's taxonomy places the organism in Eukaryota, Metazoa, Chordata, Actinopteri, Syngnathiformes, Callionymidae. Gene Ontology annotation, molecular function: heat shock protein binding; ATP-dependent protein folding chaperone; ATP binding. Bases 30 to 2132 code for a protein of 700 amino acids.
AUGACGUAGUAAAGCAGGUGGGGGCUCCAAUGUUUCCGGAAACUGGAAUCCUCUAUUUAAGUCUUGGACCAAAGUCGGUGCUGUCAACUCACUCGACUCGAGCAGUUCUCAAGAACUACCGCGCAACGACAAGACUCGACAGACCGCUUCUUUCGGUCCACUUCAGAAGGACAGAGGACGAACUACUGGAGGAAAACAAAGGCACCACCAAGAUGUCUUCAGCUAAAGGACUUUCUAUCGGCAUCGACCUGGGCACCACAUACUCCUGUGUGGGAGUUUUCCAGAACGGGAAGGUGGAGAUCAUCGCCAACGACCAGGGCAACAGGACCACACCCAGCUACGUGGCCUUCACCGACACAGAGAGGCUGAUCGGAGAUGCUGCCAAGAACCAGGUGGCCUUGAACCCCACCAACACCAUCUUCGAUGCCAAGAGACUCAUCGGAAGGAAGUUUGAGGACUCCAUUGUCCAGGCUGACAUGAAGCUGUGGCCCUUCAAGGUGGUCAGUGACGGUGGGAAACCCAAAAUGCAGGUGGAAUACAAAGGCGAAAUGAAGACCUUCUCCCCAGAGGAGAUCUCCUCCAUGGUCCUGGUGAAGAUGAAGGAGAUAGCCGAGGCCUACCUCGGGCAAAAGGUGUCCAACGCCGUCAUCACAGUUCCUGCCUACUUCAACGACUCGCAGCGACAAGCCACCAAAGAUGCUGGCGUGAUCUCUGGACUGAACGUUCUGAGGAUCAUCAACGAGCCCACGGCAGCGGCCAUCGCCUACGGCCUGGAUAAGAGCAAGAGAGGAGAGCACAACGUCCUCAUCUUCGACCUGGGGGGAGGCACCUUUGACGUCUCCAUCCUGACCAUCGAGGACGGCAUCUUUGAGGUGAAGGCCACCGCGGGCGACACGCACCUGGGAGGAGAGGACUUUGACAACCGCAUGGUCAACCACUUUGUGGAGGAGUUCAAGAGGAAGCACAAGAAGGACAUCAGCAACAACAAGAGGGCGCUGAGGAGGCUGAGGACUGCCUGUGAGAGAGCCAAGAGGACGCUGUCCUCCAGCACCCAGGCCAGCCUGGAGAUCGACUCUCUGUUCGAGGGCAUCGACUUCUACACCUCCAUCACCAGGGCUCGCUUUGAGGAGCUCAACUCCGAGCUCUUCAGAGGGACCCUGGAGCCCGUGGAAAAGGCUCUGAGAGACGCCAAGCUGGACAAGUCCAGCAUCCAUGACAUCGUCCUGGUUGGCGGCUCCACCAGGAUCCCCAAGAUCCAGAAGCUCCUGCAGGACUUCUUCAACGGCAAAGAACUGAACAAGAGCAUCAACCCGGACGAAGCGGUGGCUUACGGCGCAGCGGUGCAGGCCGCCAUCCUCAUGGGCGACACCUCAGAGAACGUCCAGGACCUGCUCCUGCUGGAUGUGGCUCCCCUGUCUCUGGGGAUCGAGACGGCGGGCGGAGUCAUGACGCCGCUGAUCAAGCGUAAUACCACCAUCCCCACCAAGCAGACUCAGACCUUCACCACCUACUCUGACAACCAGCCGGGCGUCUUGAUUCAGGUAUAUGAGGGCGAGCGAGCCAUGACCAAGGACAACAACCUGCUGGGCAAGUUUGAGCUCUCUGGGAUCCCACCUGCACCCAGAGGGGUUCCCCAGGUGGAGGUGACCUUUGACAUUGACGCCAACGGCAUCCUCAACGUGUCUGCCGUGGACAAAAGCACCGGCAAGGAGAACAAAAUCACCAUCACCAACGACAAGGGCCGCCUCAGCAAAGAGGAGAUCGAGCGGAUGGUGCAGGAUGCUGAGAAGUACAAGGCCGAGGACGAGCAGCAGAGGGAGAAGGUGGCAGCCAAGAACUCUCUGGAGUCCUACGCCUUCAACAUGAAGAGCAGCGUGGAGGACGAGAACGUCAAAGGGAAGAUCUCUGAGGAGGACAAGAAGAAGAUCGUUGACAAGUGCAAGCAGACCAUUUCCUGGCUGGAGAACAACCAGCUUGCCGAGAAAGACGAGUAUGAACAUCAGCAGAAGGAGCUGGAGAAGGUCUGCAGCCCCAUCAUCAGCCAGCUGUACCAGGGAGGCGGAGCUCCGCAAGGCAGCGGCUCUCAGAGCGCAGGAGGCUCCAGAGGCCCCACCAUUGAGGAGGUGGACUGAAACAGGGACUGGAGCUCCAUGAUCCUCCCUCCACUUCUGAACAUGAGAACUUGACAAACAUUUCUGCUGCUCUCUCACGAUGCUAUUGUUAAUGCUGCAAGUGAAAUGUCAUGUGAUAAUAAACGUGUAAUCUAAUGUUGUUACUGUGAUCAACAACAUGAGAAGCUGUUUUAUAUUUGUAUUUAUAUAUUUGACUCCAUGACCUGACUUGUUAUAAUA